CGGGCCAAUAGGCUGCAGCAGGGUUGGAGCGCUCGCCGGGUCCCAGGGCGGCGGGGGUUCGCAGCCCCAGCCCCGGGCCAUGUGGGAGCCUCUCGGCGCUGAGGCGUUCGCGGCGGCCCUCGGCGGCGUACUCUUCGUGCUGCUCUUCGCGCUGGGGGUCCGCCAGUUGCUGAAGCAGAGACGGCCGUCGGGCUUCCCGCCGGGACCGUCGGGGCUGCCAUUUAUCGGCAACAUCUAUUCGCUGGCCGCCUCGGCCGAGCUCCCCCAUGUCUACAUGAAAAAACAGAGCCAGGUGUUCGGCGAGAUCUUCAGUUUGGAUCUUGGAGGUAUAUCAGCUGUGGUUCUGAAUGGCUAUGAUAUAGUAAAGGAAUGUCUUGUUCAUCAGAGUGAAAUUUUUGCAGACAGACCAUGCCUUCCUUUAUUCAUGAAGAUGACAAAAAUGGGAGGCUUACUUAAUUCCAGAUAUGGCCGAGGAUGGGUUGACCACAGAAAGUUAGCUGUAAACAGCUUUCGCUGUUUUGGCUAUGGCCAAAAGUCCUUUGAAUCUAAAAUCUUAGAAGAAACAAAAUUUUUCAUUGAUGCUAUUGAAACAUACAAUGGUAGCCCUUUUGACCUUAAACAAUUAAUAACAAAUGCUGUUUCAAAUAUAACCAAUCUGAUCAUUUUUGGAGAACGAUUCACUUAUGAAGACACUGAUUUUCAGCACAUGAUUGAGUUAUUUAGUGAAAAUGUGGAACUAGCCGCCAGUGCCUCAGUCUUCCUGUAUAAUGCCUUUCCAUGGAUUGGCAUCUUGCCUUUUGGAAAACAUCAACAACUGUUUAGAAAUGCAGCUGUGGUCUAUGACUUUCUCUCCAGGCUUAUUGAAAAAGCUUCCGUCAACAGAAAGCCUAAGUUACCUCAGCAUUUUGUUGAUGCUUAUUUAGAUGAGAUGGAUCAAGGUAAAAAUGACCCAUCGUCUACUUUCUCCAAAGAAAACCUAAUUUUCUCUGUGGGUGAACUCAUCAUUGCUGGAACUGAAACUACAACCAAUGUGCUACGGUGGGCAGUUCUUUUCAUGGCCCUUUAUCCUAACAUUCAAGGACAAGUUCAGAAAGAGAUUGAUUUAAUUAUAGGACCCAAUGGGAAGCCUUCUUGGGAUGACAAAUGCAAAAUGCCUUAUACUGAAGCAGUUUUGCAUGAAGUUUUAAGAUUCUGUAAUAUAGUGCCAUUAGGGAUUUUCCAUGCAACCUCUGAGGAUACAGUUGUACGUGGUUAUUCCAUUCCUAAAGGCACAACAGUAAUUACAAAUCUUUAUUCUGUACACUUUGAUGAAAAGUAUUGGAGAGACCCAGAAAUAUUCUAUCCAGAGCGAUUUCUGGACAGCAAUGGAUAUUUUGUCAAGAAGGAAGCUUUGGUUCCCUUUUCCCUAGGGAGAAGACAUUGUCUUGGAGAACAGCUGGCUCGGAUGGAAAUGUUCCUGUUUUUUACAACACUGCUUCAGCGAUUUCACUUGCAUUUUCCACAUGAACUGGUUCCAAAUCUGAAGCCCAGGUUAGGCAUGACAUUGCAACCCCAGCCCUACCUCAUCUGUGCUGAAAGAUGCUGAAAGUGCAUGGUUAUUUUGUGGAACAAGGUGUUUGCCUCACCCCUGAACCUUGUUUAAUCAGUGUGUGUGUUUAAGAAUCACAGCAUCAUAAAACCAAAGGAACACAGAUAUGUCUUUAAAAACAGUACUACUGUAAUAAUAAGCAUUAGCUAUUAUUUUUCCCAGCCUUUUAUAACUUAUACAGUAGAAUUACCUGAGGAAAACAGAGGUGCAAAUGACAAUUGUUGCUUAAGAUACUAAGAAGGACCAUCAGUGCCCUGACUUUUCAGCCUCUUGUUGAGCACCGUGUACCCCUCAUCUCUUCUUGACUCCAGCUUGUUCAUGUCUGGGCACUUUGCUUCCAGAUGUCAACACCAGCUCCUUUCUGAUCAGGUAUUGUCAUUAAUAGAUUGUGUGGUACUAGUCCAGUUUAAUAGUGGACUGAAGAAGAAAUUAGAACCCGAACAAAUGAGUUUGGACCACAGAUGUAUUUUAGACAUUGGUGGCAGAUGAUAGAAUAGAUAUCUACAUAGUAUAUUUAAUGUAAAACCUGCCAGUGAUUUCAAAUCUUGCUUCCUACUAUAGCUUCAUGAGAGCUAUGUCAUUCUUCCUACAAAUGAGGGUCCCUGUGACCCUCAUAGCAGCACCUCAGUAGGUACGAAAUUACAGUAAUGUAUUUUAAAAUGACAUAUAACUUUUUUGUUCCUUUCUUUCUUUCUUUUUUUUUGGCUGACCAAGGAUUGAACCCAGGCCUUCUGCAGUGAAAGCACUGAGUCCUAACCACUGGACCACCAGGGAAUUCCUGACACAUGUCUAUUAAUUCUUUGUAGGCACAGACUUUUUCCUUAGUACCAUUUUUUCCCCA
Molecule: messenger RNA, 2429 nt
Organism: Hippopotamus amphibius kiboko
Lineage: Eukaryota; Metazoa; Chordata; Mammalia; Artiodactyla; Hippopotamidae
Product: vitamin D 25-hydroxylase
Exons: 5
Coding region: 80-1585 (501 amino acids)
Biological process (GO): xenobiotic metabolic process
Cellular component (GO): intracellular membrane-bounded organelle; cytoplasm
Molecular function (GO): heme binding; iron ion binding; oxidoreductase activity, acting on paired donors, with incorporation or reduction of molecular oxygen, reduced flavin or flavoprotein as one donor, and incorporation of one atom of oxygen
Source: RefSeq, a predicted model, not a curated record